GCGAGGGAGGCCGGGGCGGCGGCCGGAGAGAGCGGCGGGCGAGCCAUGUGGUUCAUGUACGUGCUGAGCUGGCUGUCGCUGCUCAUCCAGGUGGCCUUCGUCACCCUGGCCAUCGCGGCUGGGCUCUACUACUUGGCUGAGCUGAUAGAAGAGUACACGGUGGCCACCAGUCGCAUCAUCAAAUACAUGAUCUGGUUUUCCACAGCCGUGCUGGUUGGCCUCUACGUCUUCGAGCGUUUCCCCGGCUUCCUGAUUGGCAUGGGCCUCUUCACCAACCUCGUCUACUUCGGCCUCCUUCAGACUUUCCCUUUCAUCAUGCUGACCUCGCCCAACUUCAUCCUUUCUUGUGUGUUGGUGGUGGUCAAUCACUACUUAGCGUUCCAGUAUUUUGCAGAGGAAUAUUACCCCUUCUCAGAGGUCCUGGCCUAUUUCACAUUCUGCCUCUGGUUAAUCCCGUUUGCGUUCUUUGUGUCACUGUCUGCUGGGGAGAAUGUCCUGCCCUCCACUAUACAGCCUGGAGAUGACGUGGUCUCCAACUACUUCACCAAAGGCAAACGAGGCAAACGUUCUGGAAUCCUGGUUGUCUUCUCCUUCAUCAAAGAGGCCAUCUUGCCCAGCCGUCAGAAGAUUUACUGACCACUUGGGGAGGGGGCCCAGGGGUGAGGAGGAGGGAGCUGGGGCAGCGAGCCUGGAAUUGGAUCUUCCGUCGUCAUCGUCGUCGUGGACGUCUGUGGGGGACCGUCCUCCCACUCUGGCCCUCUCCCCCGUAUCCCAGACACCCCCGAGGGGUCUUGGUCAGGACCGGACAAAGCCGAAGGCCAUGUGAUGUGACCUGGACAUUGCUUCCAGAGGAGUGCAGAGCUUGCUGUCUAGGGAGGGCUGCCCAUCUUUGGACUUUGGGCAGCCUUCAGGCCAGGAGGCUGAAAACUGCCCCUUGUCCCUUCCUCCUGAGACCUGUAAUGGGGAUAGUGGGCCAAGUUCCCUUGCUAGUCCGUCAGUCCCAAAGUACUGGGCUCUGCUGUGGGGAAGGCAGAGAGAGAUGGGCUCCUCUCUGUAGAGGACCCUGAGGUGGAGCCAUGACUUGGUGCAUUUCCAAAGGAAAUAGCUUUUUGGUGUUGAAUCGAGCUGUGAUUUCUGUCAAAGUACAAGUACCCAUUUGAAUAAAGAUUCUAGGUGGCAUUUUUUCCUUAAUGCCCUGAAAAA
Molecule: messenger RNA, 1203 nt
Organism: Vombatus ursinus (common wombat)
Lineage: Eukaryota; Metazoa; Chordata; Mammalia; Diprotodontia; Vombatidae
Gene: TEX261
Product: testis expressed 261
Exons: 6
Coding region: 46-636 (196 amino acids)
Biological process (GO): endoplasmic reticulum to Golgi vesicle-mediated transport
Cellular component (GO): endoplasmic reticulum membrane; COPII-coated ER to Golgi transport vesicle; Golgi membrane
Molecular function (GO): COPII receptor activity
Source: RefSeq, a predicted model, not a curated record